Molecule: messenger RNA, 1671 nt
Organism: Volvox carteri f. nagariensis
Lineage: Eukaryota; Viridiplantae; Chlorophyta; Chlorophyceae; Chlamydomonadales; Volvocaceae
Exons: 5
Coding region: 1-1671 (556 amino acids)
Biological process (GO): SCF-dependent proteasomal ubiquitin-dependent protein catabolic process
Cellular component (GO): SCF ubiquitin ligase complex
Source: RefSeq, a predicted model, not a curated record
AUGUUACACACGCUGUCCGCGCCCAAACACAGUGCAGCGAGGCCAGCAGAGACUUGGCUCAGCAAAGGGGACACUUUAACUUGUGCAUUAUGGCCUGACGUGUUUACGGAGUACCGCGUGGAAUACCUGGGUGUUAUUGUGCGGAUAUGCCAGUGCAGGCACUCUGCGGCCACCAUGGAAUACUUGGACCUCUCUGAGGUUGGCUGUGCAGACCCGUGGGUCGCGCCACUCGCUGCGCUGGGCACAGAUGGCGGCGGCGCCACCGCUUCACGGCUGACACAUCUGGAUCUAAGCCGUACAUCAGUACGAGCGGAAGACCUGGCAUAUCUACAGUGCGCACCGGAUCUGGAAAGGCUUGUGGCGGCGGGUUGCCGAGCAGCGGGCAGCACUCCGGGUGCCGCGGCGCUGGUGGCGGCGGGGCUGCAGCAACUGAAGGACUUGAACUUGUCCUCGUGCUCCGUGACGGACUCCGCCGUAUCCUGGCUACAGCAACUCACCGCCCUCACCAACCUCAACCUGUCCGACAACACAGACCUCACCUUGGCGCCCACCACGCGCACAUCCGAACCAACGCCCGGGCCGGCUCGGCCCCAGCUACAGCCACCGCUUCAGCCACCACAGCCACCGGCACUUCCUGACCUAGCCGCCCCGGUGGAUGUGUGGGCAGCGGUGCCGGACGCCCGCCCGGGACAUGGCGAUGGCGGCUACGUCGAGGAACCUGCGCGGGCGCAGCUGGGUCCUACACGCCAGGGUCUAGCAAUUGCAGCUGCUGCCGCACCGCAGGCUAUGGCCGCCGCGGCCGAUUCAGGAGCAGCAAUUGGCAGCACCAGCAGCAGCAACACGAGGGGCUGCCGUGACAUGGAAAGAGAAACGGGAGGCUGCAGCAGUACGACAUGCUCUUCGUCAGGCACUAGCGGUGAUGGAAACAACGGUGACGGCGGCGGGGUCGUAUGGCCGCGGCUGCGGCGGCUCAACUUGCUCGGAACUCGGGUCGGCGAGGCGGGAUUUCGUGCUCUGCUUAUGGGCGACCGUGGCAGAGGCGGUGGUGGAAAUCUGGGGCUUCUGGAGCAGCUCAAAGCGGGCGGGCCAGGGCUGACCGAUGGCACGAUGGCGGUCCUGGCAGCGGCAGAGCUGCCCAGCCUGCACAGCCUUCUUCUGCGGGAUGCCCAAUUGACGGGCCACGGUUUGCUGCUGUUAUCGACCGGCCUGCCGUCAUUGCGGCGACUGGAGCUUCAGGCCUGCUGGCUGGUCUCGGAGCAAGACGCAGCGCGUCUGGCAGCGUCUUGCAGGCCAGGCGCCCUCGUUGUGGUCAACGGCAAGGCUGCGGCGGCGGCAUCAUCGCGGGUUACGGCAGCAAGGGCGUCACCGUCGUCCCCACCUUCAGCAUCAAAGGGCUUUGGUCGCGGCGCCACCGCAUCGGCAGCGGGGAGCCAGCAGAGUCGAGGCGCUGCAGGUGGCUGUAUAGGCAAUGCUGCUGCGUUAUCCGGAGACUACUUGUCGCGCUUUGACCAGCGGAUACGGUAUGACAGCAGAAUGUUGCUGCGCCUGGCGGCAUCGCCGCUUGUCACGGGCGGGGCCAGCAGCAGCGAGGGGGAGCAGGGCAGGGGUUUAACUGGGGGCGGUAGCUGGGAGCCCCUGUGGGCGGAUUUGCCUUCCGGAAUGCGCCGAUGA